AUGAGUCUCGAAUGCACCAUAUCUCCUCCUGCUGGUAAUCUUUCUUUCCUCAAACUACUCGAUCUUAGCUACAAUAGCUUCUACGGUCAUCUAACAUAUGAAAAAGGCUAUUUGCAUCGCCUAAAAACCCUUUAUUUGUCUGAUAAUAUGCCAGAAGGAAGCAUCCCACUGGGUUUACUCCACUGUCAAAGGCUUGAAAUGAUAUCUCUUUGGGGUAAUAAAUUUAGUAGUAGAAUUUCGAAAGAGUUAAGCACCUUAUCCUCUCUAAGUUUCCUUGCUCUCGGACAGAAUGAACUUAUAGGUACUAUUCCACCUUUAUUUGGCAACAUUUCAAGCUUAGAAGCGUUUGGGCUAGAAAUGAACCACAUUUAUGGAAACAUUCCAACUAAAUUGGCACAACUUCCAAAUUUGAAGAUAAUUGACCUUGGAUUAAAUUAUCUCACAGGUGCAAUACCUUCUGCAAUUUUUAACAAGUUUUCAAUGGUUCAAAUUGUCUUGAAUUUUAAUGCCUUUUCUGGAAACCUUCCAACAAAUAAUGGCCUUUUUCUUCCUAAUCUUGAAUUACUCCUUUUGGAUCUCAAUCAACUAUCUGGAAACAUCCCUUCAUCUCUCUCCAAUUCUUCUAAGCUCACUAUGCUAACACUAGCUACCAACUUGUUUACUGGAUCAAUACCAAAACAUUUGGGCAAUCUAAAACACCUAGAACAUUUGAAUUUAUUUCAAAAUCAACUGACAAACAAACCAGGAAGCAUGGAACUUAGUUUUCUCACAGAUUUGACAAAUUGUACUUCCUUGGUGGUGUUGGAGGUGCAUCGAAAUAAAUUGAGUGGCACCCUACCCAAUUCUAUUGGAGAUCUUUCAAACUCUUUGGAAAUACUUUCUGUAUCUAAAAACCAACUAAUUGGUACAAUUCCUAAAGAGAUUGGCUCUUUGAGGAAAUUGAAUGUCCUUUCAUUGUCUUUCAAUAAUCUGAAUGGAAACAUCCCCUCAACUCUUGGAGAAAUUAAAAGCUUGCAAAGGUUGUAUCUUGGUGAUAACAACUUUCAUGGAUCAAUUCCAAAUGAGAUUUGCCAUUUGAGCAACUUAGGGAAACUUUAUCUAGAGCUAACUAACUUAUCUGGAUCAAUCCCAAGUUGCACUGAAAAUCUUAGAAUUGGAAGCCUAGAUCCAAACAUAAGACCAUCGAGAGUGUUGGAAAUCGUGGAUUUAUCUUGGAAUCAAAUCUCAGGAAGCAUUCCAAGAGUUAUUGGGUCUUUUCAAUGCCUAACUUCUUUGAACCUAUCUAGGAAUUCAUUCUUGGGACCCAUUCCCAACACAAUAGGCAAUUUGAUAACAUUGGAUUUCUUGGAUCUUUCACACAACAAUCUAUCUGGGCAGAUACCUAAGUCUCUUGAGGCACUUUCACAUAUCCAAUACAUGAAUUUCUCUUUCAAUAAGUUGGUUGGGGAGAUUCCAAAUGAAGGGUCGUUCUUGAACCUCAAAUCAUGGUCUUUCACGGAGAAUGAAGCACUUUGUGGGAAUCCUAUUUUGAAAGUGCCACCAUGUGCAAGCAAUAGUUCCAAGAAGUUGAUGAUUAAAAUUAAUCUUCGAUACAUUCUUCCUGUCAUUGCAUUGAUACUAAUCUUUUGUAUUGGUGUGUAUGUCGUGAAAAGAAAUCAUGGAAACAAUGUCCAGAGUCAAAAUCUAAUAGAUUUAUAUUCAACAAUGGAGCCCAAAAUGAUUUCAUAUCUAGAGCUUCUACAAGCCACAAAUGACUUCUGUGAUGCCAACUUGCUUGGACUCGGUAUAUGA
Molecule: messenger RNA, 1791 nt
Organism: Camellia sinensis
Lineage: Eukaryota; Viridiplantae; Streptophyta; Magnoliopsida; Ericales; Theaceae
Source: RefSeq, a predicted model, not a curated record